CGGACGCUCUGGACGUCUGGUUGACACGAAGAGGAUUGAAAACUUCGCGAAAUCGCAGGCCAAAUGGCGACGCCCCCGCUCGGGAGCGUGGACUCACUUGGCAGUAGUCCACUUCUUGGGGGUUCCUUUCCCGGGGGAAGCAACGGGAGCCGGGCUGGGCAAACUGUGGAGAAUUCAGUAAGCAAGUCAUGGUCUGCCGACCUGGGACAGCAUCGGCAAUGCUCAAAAGAUGCGCUGGAAUAUAUGGAGGCCUUCCUGCAGCAGCUGGCCAAGGCUCGAGAGCCCUCCCAAGAGGACGGCGUGGCGCGGCAGGCCACAAUUGAGCGCCUGCGGUCGCUGCUGCCCAGCAUCUUCCCAGCGCCUUCGAAUCUGCACCUGGUGCCGUACGGGUCCUUCCUGAGCUCCUGCUACAGCCACGGCUCGGAUCUGGAUCUGGCGCUGGCGGGCGGCGUGGCGGAGGCGCACCUGGCGCCGGGCCCGGCGGUGGAGCUGCCGCCGGGGGCGUGGGGCGGCGAGGUGCUGCCGCUGGAGUCCCUGUCUGAGGAGCAGUUCGCGGCUCUGCUGCGGCGGCUGGCGGACGAGCUGGAGGUGCGCGGCGUCACUGCGGGGCCCGUCACCCGCAUCCUGGAGGCGCGUGUGCCCAUCAUCAAGUUCGUGGAGUCGUCCUCCGGCAUCGAGUGCGACAUCUGCGUCACCACGCGCGGCUGCGACUUCAAGGGCGCCGUCAUGCGGCUGCUGCACGGCCUGCAGCCCGGGCUGGCGCCGCUGGUGCGCCUGGUGAAGCUGUGGGCCAAGGCGCACGACAUCAACUCUGCGCACUGCGGCACCCUCAACAGCUGGAGCCUGGCGCUCAUGGCGCUGUUCAGCAUGCAGGCCUACCCCGAGGGCGCGCUGCUGCCGCCGCUGUGGCGCCUGUUCCACGACUCCGAGCCGCCGCUGUCGGCCGCGGGCACGGGCCGGCCGCUGCAGGACAAGGGCGUGCAGCCGGAGGCGAUGCUGGCGGUGGCGAGGGCCAAGUGCACGGGCAAGGGCGCGGCGGCGCUGCUGCACCCGCGCUGGUCCGAGCCCUCCUCCGCCUCCUCCGCCUCCUCCUCCGCCUCCUCCUCGCCUUGUCAGCCGGGCCUGGUGGACCAGCUGCUGUGGUUCUUCAGCGCCUUCGCCGCCAUCACCGGCCAGUGGCGAGACAACGCGGCGCACAGGAACUGGCGUGUGAGCCCCUGGCUGGGCCGCGGCUACACCGCCCGCUUCCCGCGCGCCUACGUGGCGGCGGUAGAGGAGCCGUUCGACUGCCACGACAACACCGCGCGCAGCGUGGGGAUACGGGACCGCAACGAGAACACGCUGCCCUACAUCGCCUGGGUGUUCGGCCACUCGGUGCACCUGCUGAGAGGCGUCGCCACCACCGCGGACGCGGCGCGGGCGCUGACGUGGCUGUUCGGCGCGGACGCCCUGCCGUACGUGGGGCUGGCCAAACUGCAGCUGCCCGCCAACGCGGCAAUCCCGCCGGAGUGCCAGCAGCGCCUGGAGAAGCUGGCGGCGGCGCGCCGGAGCGGUAGCGGCGCCGCCACCAACGGCACCGACCCGAACGGCACCGGUGGCGGCGAGUUUGAAGCCGACGCGCGCGCGUUCCGGGCGCUAAUUGACGCGACGCGGUGCGGCUCACCCAUCAUGACUCUGGAAGAGUGGCGCCACCACCACCACUUCAACCGCGCCCGGCCGCCGCACGGCUGGCACCGCCUCACCGCGCCGCCGCCGCAGCUGCGCCCACCGCAGCCGCCGCCGCCGCCCCCCCAGCAGCAGGCGCCGCAGGGGCCGCCAGGGCCGUUCAACCGGGCGCCGCCGCCGCACCCGCACCAGCCGCCGCCGCCGCCCCAGCGCAACGGCCCGACGCACAUGCUCCAGCAGUUCGGCUUCCCGCAGCAGCAGGGGCCGCCGCAGGUGCCGCCGGGGCCACCGGGCCUCGGCGCCUACCGGUCUCAGCCGUUCGGGCACCACGGCGGGCCACCGCCGCCGCCGCCAGGCGCGCUGCCGGGUGGCGGCUACCUCGGCGGCGGCCCAGGCGGCCUGGGUGGCCCUGGCGGCGGCCCGGGGGGCUACAGCGGCCUGAACGGGAUGGACACACGGCAGCUGCUGGCGCUGCUGCAGCCCAGCACGGACGGCAAGGAGUCGGCACGAGAGGCGGCAGCGGCAGCAGCAGCAGGCGGUGGCGGCGGCGGCGCGGCAGGCGCGAUGAACUCGCUUUUCAAUGGCGGCCUGCAAGGGCUGGGCGGCGGCAGCGGCCCGGGCCCCGGUGUGGCCGCGCCGGGCGGAAAUGCGGCGGGGCAGGCGCUGCUGGCGGCGCUGCGCGCCGCACCGGCGCGGGACCUGGCAAACGAGCGCGCGGAGACGGCGCGGCAGGCGGCGGCCGCGGCCAUGGCGCGUGUCGGGCUCCUGCCUAGCGGCGGCAGUGGAGGCGGCCAGCACACACACCAGCAGCAGGCACUCGCGCCCGAGCCGCCGUCGAGCUACGGCUUCAACCUGUUCGCUGGGAUGCAGCAUCAGCCGCCACCGCAGCCGCAGCAACAGCAGCAGCAACAGCAGCAGCAACAGCAGCAGCAACCCUUCCUGUUUGCAAACGGCUUCCCCCAGCAGCAGCAGCAACAGCAGCAACAGCCCCAGGCGCCGCCUUUCAGCUCCAUCGCUGGCGCGGGCGGAGCGGGGCUGGGGCCCGCUGGCGCUGGCAGCCACAGCCACGUGGGCGACAUCGGCGGCGGCGGCGGUGGCGGCGGCGGCAUGUUGAGCAUGUUCCAUGAAGACGACGUGGACCGCCCCGCCACCGCCGGCGACCUGCUCAACCUGCUGCGGCACCUGGGCCUCAGUGAGGACGGCGUGUCCAAAGCCCCGCCGGGCCCCAUCGCCUCGGAGGCCCCCCGGGAGCAGCGGCUGGGCGGGUUCGGGCCUCCGGGCUUCAACAACGCGCAGCAGCAGCAGCAGCAGCAGCACGGCCAAGGGCAGGGCCACGGGCAGCAGGGCCAGUUUCUAGGCGGCGGCCAACAGCAGCAGCACCACCAGCAGCACCACCAGCAGCAGCAGGGCUUGUUGGGGCCGCUGCUGCAGAGCGCCAACGGCAGCGGCGGUAGUGGACUGCAUGGCGGCGGUCUGCAGGGGUUGCAGGGGUCGCAGGGUGCCGCCUUCGCGCACUCGGGCUUCGCCACCGCGGCCUCAGCUCCGCCGGGCAUCGCGGGUCUGCCGCAGGGCGGUCUGGGGCUGGGGUACGGGCUAGGGGGUGGUGAUCGCGGUGUAGGUGGCGGGGGCGGCAGCGGGGCCUUGCCGGGUGCCAUUUCGGAGACAUGGGGCUCUGCGGCGCCGGGGCCGGGCGGCGGCAGCUCGUCACUGUCACCCAUGUCGUCAGACCCGACAGCAGGCGCCGUGCCGCGCCAGCCGCCGCCGGGCUUCAACGGCUUCGGUGCGGGGGGUGGUUUGGGCGGUUGGCCGCAGCAGCAACAACACCAGCAGCGGCCACCGGGCGGACUGCCGGGCUUUACGGGCUGGUAAGAGAGCGAAUGUGUUAACAGUUUACAGGGAUUGUGAUGAGACGGCAAGGGUGCAAGACAAUGGUGCAAUAUGACAGUGGCGGGCGACGGGCAAAUUGUAGUGGUUGCGUGCGGGCGGGCACAGGCGGUGGAGGGCACAGGCCUUGCGUCUCGGCUCAGUAGGACGAGGUUAAGAAGUAACAUCCUAACAGUGUACGCGACUACUAGCCGAGCCCACACAUGUGUGCGGUGCACUGGAGGGAAGAACUUCACACGCCGGAGCGACUUGCGCUGGAGGCACGUGUUUAAAAGGUUCUGGAGCUUUGGAAGCUUUACAUGCGCAGCAGUGACGCGGCACCGCAUGUGGGCUAAUGGGGUGGGGUACAAAUAAGAGGAUGAAACGCGGCGAGCAACCGGAGUAGAGGCUGGCGGGGACGGAGUGCCGGGUGCUAGUCGGUCGUGGUGGGUGAUGAGUGCAAAGCAUCCACAUGGCUGACAUCGGAGGGCGGGGGCGCAGGCGAUGUGUGUUUGGCACGCGUGCACACGCUGCCGUGCGCUGGGGCAGGAUUGAUGAUGCAGCAGGAGACGCAACUUGACAAGGAGAAGAGAAAUUCCAUAGAUGUAUAGCGAGCUUGUUUACAACUUGAGGUUUCGGGCCAUCUUGCCAUGCCUGGUAUGACGGCAGGGGUUGUGUUUCGUUCGGGUGAGGCUGCGAGACACAAGGAGAGUAGCAUGCGAGGGAGGACAUACGCCGUGCAAGGGAAACAGGAGUGGGCGAUACCGAUCUGCAAAGGCAAGCUGGCCUUCGUGCAGCGUUCCGGUUAUCGCACGUGCUAGGCGUAGACCAGAGACACAUUGCUCUGUGGGAACGCGGCGAUGGCGAGAGAGCCUCGAAUGUCGGUCGGACGGCCAUAGUGCACUGACAAGGACGCUCAAGGGGCAUGGAGGCCCAAUCUGCCGCGGGAGACGACGUGCACGGCGGCUUCUAGCCCACAACUAAGACGGGAGCGGGCGCGAGCAUGGCUGCUUGCUGGCUGCUCGAGACCCCACCCAUCCCCAUUUGACAAAUGGCGGACGGACUGAGUCGGUGGCGAGUCGUGGCUGAGUCGCUGAGGCUGGGUCGGUGGCUGAGUCGGUGGGUGAGUGUGCGAUGGGACAGUGUUAAGGCAGGUUGGUGAAUUCCCGCAGGGUGCAGCUGAUUCCCAGGCCCCAGCAGGCGGCACAGGGGAUGGCUAAGAAUUGCAACGGCAGGGCAGGAGUGCGCGGCUGGUUGAACGCCGGAGUUACUCGGUCGGUGUCGGUGGCUGAGUUGGGGAUGGAGUUGUAACCCGGGGAGGCUGUAAAGGCUGCACGACCCGCAGCGGAAAUUGGUGAACGGAUGUCGCUUUGCUCGGGGGUCAACUUGUCAUCAAUUGGCCACCAUACCCGCCCAGCAGUAUACGGUAGUGAGUGUACCGUAUCUGUGUAAGCCUGACUCACCUGCUCUUUUAACAGGACCUCAUGGUCCAGGAUCCAGGGAACUGAGGUCUGAGCCGCCCUUUGUUACAGUGCCCCCACGGUAUUGGGGCAUUCGUGGCUCUCCCACCCGACGCUCUCGCCAACGCCGCGUCCCCACACCGCCACACGCCGAAGCAAUGUGUUUCACAUCCGCCAAAAUACCCGAUUCAAGCAUCCGGCCACAGACUCUCCUCUUCUCUAGACCGCUUUAAGCUGACAUCCAGUACUACGUCACAUCUCCUGGGCAAUAGACCCCAAAACUAAUAUUCAAAGAGCGUUGGCGUGCGGGGGGGGGGGGGGGGUGCAAGGAUGUUUGGAAAAGCGGUACGGGGGGCGCACAGGCGGUGGAGGACAGGAUGGGAUUUCACCACAGAAGCACAGCGAGGCCCUGAAGGAAAUUAUGGUAUGUUUGCCAAGAUGUUUGCUACGUGUAGUUGGUUAGGCGCAUUGAGAUUC
Chlamydomonas reinhardtii is the source of this 5465-nucleotide messenger RNA. RefSeq lists its product as uncharacterized. NCBI's taxonomy places the organism in Eukaryota, Viridiplantae, Chlorophyta, Chlorophyceae, Chlamydomonadales, Chlamydomonadaceae. The coding region runs from base 244 to 3534 and encodes 1096 amino acids. Gene Ontology annotation, biological process: RNA 3'-end processing. The transcript is spliced from 12 exons. The record is from RefSeq and is a predicted model, not a curated record. Gene Ontology annotation, molecular function: nucleotidyltransferase activity.